Messenger RNA from Aspergillus costaricaensis CBS 115574, 381 nucleotides. RefSeq lists its product as uncharacterized. The record is from RefSeq and is a predicted model, not a curated record. Bases 1 to 381 code for a protein of 126 amino acids. Lineage: Eukaryota; Fungi; Ascomycota; Eurotiomycetes; Eurotiales; Aspergillaceae. The transcript is spliced from 3 exons.
AUGGGUUGGGAUCAAAAGGAGCAGUGGGGCGGCGGUUCAGCAGGAGUCGCCAAGCGGAGAUGCUCAGGCACCGCUUCAACUAAUAAACUUGUCCUGCCACCCCUGCAAGGAGGCUGUGUAUAUACCUCUACAAUGAGGAGGCAGCAACAAUUGCUUCAGAUAGAAAUAGUCCGUCGCCAGUGUAACCUUACCCUCUUGACAGCCGCAACGGACGGUCCGCAACCAAACACUGGCAUCCCUAUGUUGGAGGCUUCUUUAUUUGUUCCGGAAAUGCUUGGCCCACUGGUUCCUCUUCCAUUCGCGGUGGAGCCUGGCCAGCGUCUGUUCGUCGGGGAAGGUCUCUUUCCUAUCAAAUUAUGGUCUGGUAUGGUCUCGCUAUGA